Molecule: messenger RNA, 4465 nt
Organism: Bombina bombina (fire-bellied toad)
Lineage: Eukaryota; Metazoa; Chordata; Amphibia; Anura; Bombinatoridae
Gene: DCLRE1A
Product: DNA cross-link repair 1A
Exons: 7
Coding region: 72-2477 (801 amino acids)
Biological process (GO): interstrand cross-link repair; protection from non-homologous end joining at telomere; double-strand break repair via nonhomologous end joining
Molecular function (GO): 5'-3' DNA exonuclease activity; damaged DNA binding
Source: RefSeq, a predicted model, not a curated record
CGGGCUGUAGUGUAUACUAUAUCGGGCGGCGGGAGCGUCACUUCCGGGUACUUAUAGAGCGUUUCCCCACCAUGUCAGAUAAUGACUUAUUUGAAGAUGAUAUCUGGGAGUAUAAAUCCUUAAGGAAAAGUAAGCAGGCAGAUGAGCCCGUUGAGAUAAAGGCUUCCCAGAAAAGAGGAAAAAAACCAAAACGAGAAACAACCAGGAAACCCGGCCCACUGCUGAACACUAAGAAAAAUACAGUGACAAAUGCAAACGCUUCUUGUCCAGGGAUAUUGAAAAAUAUAAAUGAACCUGUGGAACGCAAUGGUCAUGCAUUGCAAUCUAUCACAACUACACCACCAAAGAAAUACUCGGAAAACAAAAAAGAAAGUCCAAAGACCCCAGUGACAAGGGCAGAGGGGCACUGUCCCAGUUGUCAAAUGCCGUUUUCUAUAUUAUUAGUGCAGACCCCACGGUGGCAUGUGAGCGAAUGUCUGGACACAUCAUGGUCUACAGAAAAAGAGUGUCCUGACAGCAUAUUAUGUACUUCUACUAUCCCCUCUCACUAUAAACGAUUCACACAUUACCAGCUUGCCCGGAGCAGAGCUAUGGAUGACUCCGUCUGUGCUUUGUCUUACACCCCAUGCCAGACCAUCUCUGAAGAGGCCAGAGCCAGUAUUUCAGCUAAUGUUAAGUUUAAUGUAGAAGUAAAGGAAAAAACAACAAAUAAUGUAAUAAACAGACUUAAAAAUGUAAGCCCCAAAUCCAAAUCACCGUCAAGCUCUCAAGAAUCAGUAAAGUGGACUUCCCUUGACGCUUGGCUUUCCUCCCCUUCCAAACAUGAUAAAAACUCUGGGACACAAUCUCAAGAACAAACGAGUAACGGUUUUACAGGCCAUCUAGAUGUGUCUAAAACUACAGCUCUGCCACAGCAAGAUCCUGAUUUAAAUGACAGUGAUAUCUGUUAUUCUCCACUUGUCAGUGAUGAAGAAUUAAACAGCAACGAUCAUUUAAAGCGUUCAAUAAAGAGACUAUUCAGCAGUGAAUCAUCUGAGGACAAUUGCCAAGAGGAGACAGGUGACAUUUCAUGUACAAACCAGCAGGGUAAAGAUUUGAUCUGUCAGAAUAAUACAGGAAAUGAUAUAAUAAAAAUUGCAAAGCAAGAUACAAAAAACUUUAUUAAUAAAGACUCAGCUGAUACAUUUCCCCAGGAGGGUGCAGCGUGUCAGAUCUCAGCAGGUGCUGCUAAUCUUCCUGAAUGUGCAGACAACACAGAGGAUUUUAAUUGGUCAGAAUGCAGCUCACCUGCGUCAGUUGUGAAUGAGUGGGAUACAAAUGAGUUGUGGUUUCCUGUGGAUACUGAUGAGAAAGCCAUUGUUUCCUCUGCUCCUGCUAGAAAGGAAACUAAUACUUGUUUUUAUGGUAACUAUCUGGCAGAGGAAAAUAAUUGUGUUAAUAGUAAAGGACAGUGUUCUCCAUCUAGUUCACAAAGACAUCUGUUGACUGAAAACAUAAAAAGUUUUCAUACUUUGGGCUGUGAAGUUGUAGAGAAAAAGAAAUUACCAAUAACUAAUACGCCUCUAGAUAUGCCGUCCAAAACACAACCUGCAUCUUCAAAGGGGAUGAAGCAAAUGGAUAUUGGUGUGUUCUUUGGCCUUAAACCCAAGGCUAAAGUUGAGGUAACUGAAGAAAAAUCGUCUUUGAAGAUGGAGAAGAAAAUGAUGAUUGUGCCAGCAGACAGCGUGUCAAAACCUAGCCAAAGAAAACGGAAAACUCGGGGUUCAGUAGGAGAUGCAGAAGCCCUAGCUGAUAACACCAAUAUUGUACCCACAGCUGCUGCAGUCGGGGGCCAGCAAAGAUGGGGGAAGCGAUUCAAGCAAGGAUCAACUGGCGGGGAAGGGAAAGGAAAAAAGCAAUGUCCUUUCUACAAGAAAAUUCCAGGCACAGGAUUCACAGUAGAUGCGUUCCAGUACGGUGAAAUAGAAGACUGCUCUGCUUAUUUCUUGACUCACUUUCACUCUGAUCAUUAUGGAGGACUGACUAAGAAAUUCCGCUUUCCUAUUUACUGCAGCAAGAUCACAGGAAACCUGGUGCAGAGCAAGUUAAGGGUAGAACCUCAGUAUAUAAACACCCUGCCCAUGAAUACCGAGUGUGUUGUGAACAAUAUCGGGGUGGUGCUGCUAGAGGCCAAUCACUGUCCUGGCGCUGUCCUGCUGCUCUUCUGCCUUCCUAAUGGGACCACAAUAUUACACACAGGAGACUUCCGCGCUGAUCCUUCCAUGGAGAAUUACCCAGCUCUGAUUGGUCAAAAGAUCCACACCCUAUAUCUAGAUACCACCUACUGCAGCCCAGAGUACACGUUUCCGCCACAGCAGGAAGCGAUCCAGUUUGCAGUGAACACGGCCUUUGAAAUGGUUACAAUAUAUCCGCGCACUAUGAUUGUCUGUGGUACUUACUCAGUUGGAAAAGAGAAGGUUUUCUUAGGUAAUGAGUAAAAAUUCCUGUUUUAAACAUAACUAUUUAUUCCAUACUUUAUGCCUAAAAGUAUAAACAAGCCACACACCAACAAUGACUAACAAAAGUUAGUUUGGAAACAUAUAAACGUAAUAUUUUCACUUUGUAGCAUGAAGUUGAGCUGUAUAUUGGAAGGGACAGUAAAAUAAAAAUGAAAUAUUCAUAAUUCUGAUGUAGCAUACAGCUAUCUAGUUUGCUUUGUUCUUUUUUGUAUCUUUAUGUUGAAAAGCAUCACUAGGUAGACUCGCAGCACCUAUCAGAUGCUAGCUCCCUCCCAGUAGUGUAUUAAUGUCCUGCAAUCUACUCCAGAAUUUGUUAUUGUUUAAAAAGGUAGAUAAUCCCUUUUAUUACCCAUUCCACAGUUUUGCAUAACCAACACAGUUAUAUUAAUCGGGGCUCAAAAUUUCCAGUGGCGAGUGAAUGUCUACAAAUAUUAUCUAAAGGGAGAAUGUUAUUCCUCUAGGGAUAUAGGGACCCCAUUAGUGCUUACACUGUUACUUCUGAGAGUGGAGUGAUAUGAGAGAGCAGAGUGUAAAGAAGAUAUGGAGGGAGGGGGUAAAAAGAGAGAUUGAAGAGAGGGGGGAGUGGAGAAAGAUAGAUAAGAUGACAGUUAUAAAAUAAUUUUUCUAGGUCUGCUAUGACCUCACAUUAAUGUCAACACUCUGCUUUCUCUCAGUUCAACAACUUCCUUUUUCUGUCCAGCUGUUGUCUUCCCCAAAAUCCUAGUUAAUGUUGCUAACUGCUAUGCACUUAUUUUUGUUAAAGGGACGGUCUAGUACAAAACAAACUUUCAUGAUUCAGAUAGGGCAUGUAAUAUUAAACAAUUUUCCAAUUUACUUUUAUCACCACUUUUGCUUUGUUCUCUUGGUAUUCUUAGUUGAAAGCUUAACCUAGGAGGUUCAUAUGCUAAUUUCUUAGACCUUGAAGGCCGCAUCUUAAGAAUGCAUUGUAACAGGUUUUUCACCACUAGAGGGUGUUAGUUCAUGUUUUUCAUAUAGAUAAUACUGUGCUCAUACACGUGAAAUUACCUGGGAGCUAUCACUGGCUAAACUGCAAGUCUGUCAAAAGAACUGAAAUAAAGGGGCAGUUUGCAAAGGCUUAGAUACAAGAUGAUCACAGAGAUAAAAUAUAUAUAAAUAUAACUGUGUUGGUUAUGCAAAACUGGGGAAUGGGUAAUAAAGGGAUUAUCUAUCUUUUAAAACGAUAACAAUUCUGGUGUAGACUGCCCCUUUAAUGUAUUGCUGUAUGUAGCAUUAUUUAAGUUAUGAUAUAAAACAAUACUAAAAAAUUACUGCACAAUAAGGUGUUUCACAUUGGCUAAACAUAUGCAAAGAGGUGGGGUAGUGGUUGGGAUCAAAAGUGGCGAGUAACAUUUUGGGCUGGCUAGUAGCUUAGGGAUUGAAAUUUUGAGCCCUGUAUUAAUAUACUCUUUACCUCUGUGAUUACCUUGUAUCUAAGCCUCUGCAGACUGCCCCCUUAUUUCAGUUCUUUUGACAGGCUUGCAUUUUAGCUAAUCAGUUCUGACUAGGUAACUCCACGGAAGUGAGCACAAUGUUGUCUAUAUGGCACACAUGAACUAGCGCUGUCUGGCUGUAAAAAAAACUAUCAAAAUCCCAUGAGCUAAGGGGCAGCCUUCAAUGGCUUAGAAAUUAGCAUAUGAGACUACCUAGGUUUAGCUUUGAAAAAAGAAUACCAAGAGAACAAAGCAAAUUUGAUGAUCAGUCAAAUGGAAAGUUAGUAAAAAUUUAAACUUUCAUGGUUCAGAUAGGGCAUGCAAUUUUAAACAGGCUGUACUUUUUUUUUUUUUUUUUUUUAAGGUUUUAAAUAUAAAAAAUCUCUGUUUCAAUUAUUAGAAUAUAUAUUUAACCAUCUCUGCAAGUGAAACAAAUUCUGUUCUGGCUCCUAAUUUGAAAAUGUUUAACACCAAUCCUAUUCUGUCAUCACCUGAUUGCUCAAUACCCGUGCCUUU